Messenger RNA from Medicago truncatula (barrel medic), 1212 nucleotides. RefSeq names its product putative F-box protein At3g29830. Gene Ontology annotation, molecular function: protein binding. The transcript has 2 exons. The coding region runs from base 1 to 1212 and encodes 403 amino acids. Lineage: Eukaryota; Viridiplantae; Streptophyta; Magnoliopsida; Fabales; Fabaceae. The record is from RefSeq and is a predicted model, not a curated record.
AUGGCACAAAACUUUGACAUGAUCAGUUUGUUACCAGACACAUUGCUUUUCAUCAUCAUCUCACUCAUUCCAUUCAAGGAAGCUGUAAGGACAUCCAUCCUUUCGAAACGUUGGUUGCACUUGUGGAAAAACACAACCAAUAUUGAGUUCAAUGAACACUUUUUUGUUGGAUCUGAAUUCCAAAGAUGGGAUUUUCUUCACUUCAUUACAUUAUGUAUUGAAAAUUACCAAGAAAAUUCCAUUGUUGAAAAAUUAUCUUUGACAUUAGCAGAUCCUGGUCAUGUAACUAGUUCUGAGAUUGUCGAAAGAUGUGUUGAUUUCGCUAUUCAACAAGGGGUUAUAGAUUUGGAUCUAGAUUUUUCUAGUCCGUAUUGGACGGAAGAGGAUAUUGAAGAACCUGAAGCCUUGUUUGAAUUGAGAACAAAGGUAUAUGAAAAUAAAACCCUAAAAUCUCUCAAGUUGUUUUCUUGCAAUUUUCCGGAAAAUGAGUUGAUGAAGUUCCAUGCACUCAAAGAAGUUUCUUUAGGUUGGAUGGAAUUGAAAAACAACGCAAUCGAAACUCUUUUAUCCAAUUGCAAGAUGAUUGAGAUUUUAAACAUAAAAAAAUGUUGGACAUGGAAUAGAAUUGAUUGUGUUGGAGUUGAUGAAUUACGUUUGAAAAAGCUCAUUGUUGAUAGUUGCUUUUUUAUGGAGGGUGGUUUUUUAAUCGAUGCGCCGAAUUUAACUUAUUUCAAGUUUCAUGGGAAUAUUAUGUAUUUUGAUAUAGAUUAUUCCUCACACUUGGAAGAGGUUGAUCUAUACUUUGGCCUUGAAUACGAAAACCCUAAAGAAGAUGUCUUUAUUUACAGCACCAUUAGAAAUUUCAAAUAUGUUAAGGUUCUCACCAUCUGCGGUUUCAUUCUCAAGGUUCCUGGUGAAUACUACUACAAAGAAGAUGAUGAUGAUCAUAAGAGAACUUGGUUAGACAAUGGAAAUAGUUGUGAAUGCUUGACAUCAACCUUGAAGGUGGUAGAGAUGAAUAACUUUACUGGAUUUGUGAAUGAGAUUUUAAUGCUUCACUUUCUUAUUUGCAAUGGGACUGUUUUAAGAAGGGUUAAUAUCAAUGUACAAAAUGAAGAGACUGAGGUGGUGGAAAAAUGUCGUAAAGUAGAAGAACUUAUGAUGACAAAACCAAGGGCUUCAAAUGAUUUAGAAAUUUUGUUCAGUUAUUGA